AUGGAUACCAAGACAUACGACAUCACGCACUCGGAAGACGUCGCCGCCGGACGGCAGCAACAGCACGAAUAUGGCGACGUUCAGGGCACCGCACGCAUACACGCCUCGCGCAUGGAAGAGGCGCUUCUGCAAGAGAAGCCGAGACCACUACGCAAGAGUUUCCUGAAACUGUAUGCCUGUAUCUUCGUGGCAUAUUUAUGCUCGGCGACCAAUGGUUUUGAUGCAAACACAUUUGGCGGCCUGUCCGCGAUGCCGCCGUUCAUCGACUUCUUCGGCAUCAACUCCAACAACCAAGGCCUGAUUGCGGCACUGUACGUCAUUGGCAAUGUGGCUGGCUCCUUUUUCGCCGGACCCUGCUCAGACAAAUACGGCCGGAGGGUGGGUAUGGCCAUCGGCUCAACCGUCUGCAUCGUUGGCACUAUUCUGCAAGCAGCUGCCCAAAACCUCGCGACGCUCGAGGGCGGAAGGUUCAUUCUUGGAAUGGGCGCCGUCCUCGUGCAGACCGCUGGUCCAAGCUAUGUCGUCGAAAUGGCGUACCCGAAGUAUCGUGGACAGCUCACAGGCGGCUUUCAAGCUUGUUUCUUCCUGGGUACCAUUAUCUCGACGUGGCUCGAGUAUGGACUGUACUACAUCAACACCGAGUCGUCGUAUAUAUGGCGACUCCCGCUGGCGGUGCAGGGUCUCCCGUCCAUAAUCAUCCUUUGCUGCGUCUGGUUUAUUCCGGAGACGCCUCGAUGGCAAGUAACCGGGCAAGAUAUGGGCACCACUGGAACUCAUGACCGAAUCGAAGAGGCGAAAGCCGUGCUGGUCAAGUACCACGGUGACGGCGACCGGGACUCGGUCGUCGCGCGGGUCGAGCUCGAAGAAAUGAUGGAGGUCAUCCGCAUGGACGGCGCGGACAAGCGCUUCUGGGAUUUCCGCGAACUCUUCAACACGAGGGCCGCACGAUAUCGCACGUUCCUGGUCACCUGCAUCGCGUGGUUCGGUCAACUCGAUCUCCCGCCGACGAGCUACUAUUUCCCGCUCAUGGCGAAGACGGCUGGCAUCACCAGCGUGCACACGCAACUGUUGCUGAAUGCGCUUCAGACGCCCAUCAUGAUGGUCGCGGCUCUCUGCGGCCUGCGGUUCGUCGAGAAGUUGGGUCGUCGCAAGGUCUUGAUGGUUUCCAGUGCUGGCAUGUCCGCGUCGGUCGCGAUCAUCACUGCCUGCACCGCCAACCAGGCAGGGAAGCCUGCGGUGGGCGCCACUGGCGUGGCUUUCCUCUACGUCUUUCUCGUCGUCUUUGCCUUUGCAUGGACGCCCAUGCAGUCGCUCUACCCAGCAGAAGUCCUGACAUUUACCGCACGGGCCAAAGGCAAGUCCCUCACUCCAUUGCCUUCACUUUUCACCGUUCUCUCGCCCCACAUUUCCUCUCUCCUCCGCAAGGCCGACCGACUGACGAAUGUACUGUACUUGUGGGACGCGUUCGGCGUGCUCGUUAUCUACCUCUUCUUCGUCGAGACGCGCGGCCGCAGCCUGGAGGAGCUCGACGAGCUGUUCGAGGCCAAAAAUCCCAAGAAGGCCAGCUUGGAGUACAAGCAUGUCGUCAUCAAGAGUGAUGGGACUAUCAAGGACGCUGCUGUCGCCGAGAGUUGA
Molecule: messenger RNA, 1635 nt
Organism: Cladophialophora psammophila CBS 110553
Lineage: Eukaryota; Fungi; Ascomycota; Eurotiomycetes; Chaetothyriales; Herpotrichiellaceae
Exons: 5
Coding region: 1-1635 (544 amino acids)
Biological process (GO): transmembrane transport; carbohydrate transport
Cellular component (GO): membrane
Molecular function (GO): carbohydrate:proton symporter activity
Source: RefSeq, a predicted model, not a curated record